Molecule: messenger RNA, 378 nt
Organism: Verticillium nonalfalfae
Lineage: Eukaryota; Fungi; Ascomycota; Sordariomycetes; Glomerellales; Plectosphaerellaceae
Exons: 1
Coding region: 1-378 (125 amino acids)
Molecular function (GO): carbonate dehydratase activity; zinc ion binding
Source: RefSeq, a predicted model, not a curated record
AUGGCUCUGAAGCGUGUAGGCGGCACUUUGGACACUUGGCUCGCACCGCUGAGAGCAAUUCGACAGCAGCUGUCCAACGAGCUCUCGUGUCUGCAGGAUGACGGCGCCCGAGAGAUGCUGAUUGCCGAAAAGAACAUCGAGGACGGCGUGACAGCACUGUUGGCCAACGUCACAAUCCAAGAACACAGAGCAAGUCGAAAUCUUCAGGUCCACGGCUAUAUGCUGGAUGCCCCAAGUGGCCGGAUCCGAGACCUCGGACUUGGACCUAAAUCGAGCAUACUUACAGCCAUCGCCAACCCUACGCAUGAGAUAAUUCGUGGCAACUAUGCGCAACUCAUAUUUGAAGAAGACGGGACUGCGACAAUGACAGCCAAGUAG